Molecule: messenger RNA, 1039 nt
Organism: Colius striatus (speckled mousebird)
Lineage: Eukaryota; Metazoa; Chordata; Aves; Coliiformes; Coliidae
Gene: CDCA3
Product: cell division cycle associated 3
Exons: 5
Coding region: 64-810 (248 amino acids)
Source: RefSeq, a predicted model, not a curated record
GGCGCGCGGGAGAUUUGAAUCGCGGCGGCGGGUGGGGUGGCGGUGUGGCGUGCGGCUGCUGCCAUGGGGGUCUCCGGCAGCGCCCCGGCCACCCCGUGCAACAGGCACCUGGCCCAUGUCAGCGACCCCCGUUCCCCCAGCGCCGGCAUCCUGCGCACCCCCAUCGAGGUGGUGAGCUCUCCAGCGGACAGCCCUCAGCUUGGUCCUGCCGAGCCGGGGCCGGCCGCCAGCGAGGACUGGGACCCGCGCUCGCCCACGCCCGGUAUUUCCCGCACGCCCAUGAGGACCACGUCGAGUGACAGCGUAGAGCACCUUGUGAAGCAGCUCAGCGAGGCCUUCGGGAUUGAGGCCGCUCCCCGGCAGACGGCGCCGCCGGGUACGGCCCGUCCCGCCGAGGAGUCGGCAGUGGAGGAGCCGGCCUGGCGGAGCUCGUCGCCCGCCGGAGGCCCGGAGGCGGCUGCCUCCACGGUGGAAGAGACGGAGAGGCUGCCCUCUCCCAGUGCCGCCCCAGCUCUGCCAGCCCGGCUCGCCGCACACGCCUUCCCCUCCGGGAGCAAGCCUGUAAGACGCAAGGCCAACAACAAAAUCAUGGCAUCAUCUGCUGGAACUGGCCGCUCUCCCCUCAGCAUCCUACAAGACGAUAAUUCCCCCAGUGCUCCUGCCUCUCGACAGGGUAAGAGGCACGUGUUGGGAGAGAACCUUGGGGAGAAGGAAGUAACAGCAGAUCUGAGCAGGAACCUCAAAUCUGGGAACUGUGCUUGGAGCAAUCUGAACAAAGAAAACCACCAAUGUCCUUUUGUGGAGAACUAGAAAAUUCCUUUUCCAGGAUAUUGCUAUAAUUUGCUUCUGUUUUGAGAGUCUUCUAGUAGUGAGGAAUCCCGCAAUAGACUGAAACUUCAGACUUGUGGCCACUCUUCUCGCCCACCCCUGUUGGGGGGAAAGAGCAUACUCUCUCCUAACUUUGCAUAACUUAUGUACAGUUCAGACUUUGGCUCUUCUAUUAUGUGUCAGCUGAACUGACUUUCUGUAGUGUUCUUAU